UACCGCGCACGCGCGAGCCACAUACCCUGUGGUCGUUCGGUAUCCGAAGUGCUCGCGUUCGUCAUGUCGGCGUCGGUGGUGUCCGUCAUCUCCCGUUUCCUGGAGGAGUACUUGAGCUCCACUCCUCAGCGGCUGAAGUUGCUGGACGCCUAUCUCCUUUACAUACUGCUGACCGGGGCGCUGCAGUUCGGCUACUGUCUCCUCGUGGGCACCUUCCCCUUCAACUCUUUCCUCUCCGGCUUCAUCUCUUGUGUGGGCAGCUUCAUCCUAGCGGUUUGCUUGAGAAUACAGAUCAACCCCCAGAACAAGGCGGAUUUCCAAGGCAUCUCUCCAGAGCGAGCCUUUGCUGAUUUUCUCUUUGCCAGCACCAUCUUGCACCUUGUUGUCAUGAACUUCGUUGGCUGAAUUGCGCCCGUUUCCUCACCAUGGAGUUGGAGAUGGGCUGAGCGCUCACUCUCUGACGGCCCCUGGAUCAGAAAUCUCGCGCUGGCAGCUCGUUGCACAUGGCUUCUUCAGAUUCGUGCUUAACUGCGAUUCUCGCUGGCUGUGACGUGGCAUGUCCAGAGAACUCCCUUCGCUCUGUCGGAGCAGCUCCACAGUGCAGGUCUGUUAGCACAGACUCUGCCUGCCCUCAGUGCAACCCUAACUUUCCUAAUUAAAAAAUAUUUCUGUG
Molecule: messenger RNA, 673 nt
Organism: Apodemus sylvaticus (European woodmouse)
Lineage: Eukaryota; Metazoa; Chordata; Mammalia; Rodentia; Muridae
Gene: Dad1
Product: defender against cell death 1
Exons: 3
Coding region: 64-405 (113 amino acids)
Biological process (GO): protein N-linked glycosylation
Cellular component (GO): oligosaccharyltransferase complex; membrane
Source: RefSeq, a predicted model, not a curated record